GCCUUCGGCACAGCAGCCGAAGCCCUAGAGCACUUCCUAUCCCGGGGCAUCAUCAACUGGGGCACGCCCGUGUCGUCGCUGCUUGAAGACGGCCAGCUGUAUAUCCAGCAGGCCAGGGCUACUGAAGCUAGCGGCCUAGUCUCAGUACUCCUGGAAGGACCUCCCAACAGCGGCAAGACGGCUCUCGCUGCAGAACUAGCCAAGCUAUCAGACUUCCCCUUCGUGAAGGUGUGCUCGCCUGAAGACAUGGUCGGCUUCACCGAGACCGCCAAGUGCUUGCAGAUCAGGAAGUACUUCGAUGACGCCUACCGCUCCACUUUAUCCUGUAUUCUCGUGGACAACAUCGAGCGACUGCUAGACUACGGGCCUAUCGGGCCGCGGUACUCUAACCUGACGCUGCAAGCGCUACUGGUGUUGCUGAAGAAGCAGCCGCCAAAAGGACGGAAGCUGCUCAUCCUAUGCACUAGCAGCCGCAGACAAGUGCUAGAAGACAUGGAGGUGCUAUCAGCGUUUACUGGCGUGCUGCACGUGCCCAACCUGUCCACUCCCGAGCACGUCAUCACGGUGCUGGAGCAAAGCGACGCCUUCUCGCGCCGCGACCUCGCCAAGAUACAGCACGACAUGCGCGGAGCCAAGAUUUUCAUCGGCAUCAAAAAACUUCUCGCCCUCAUCGACAUGGUGAAGCAAACGGACGAGGAGUCUCGAGUAUUCAAGUUCCUCACCAAAAUGCAGGAGGAGGGCUGCCUCGACGUGGGCACCACUAUACAAUAAGGAUCAUUGCAACCUUAGGGAUUACACGCGCAUACCACUCUCUCGCCCUCACCCGACCCGCACCAGCGCCGCGCCACAGAAAGCUCGCCCUGCGCCUCCGAUCUACGCAGCUUCGAAAUAGACUACGAUGACGUCAGCGAGUGCACGGAAUCUCUCCCAGACACCAGCCACAAAAGAGGCCUCACCGCCCGCGGCAACGAAAUAUCACCCGCCAAAAUGCCCCUCAUGAGAAUCCGCAGCGUCGAAAUAGUCUUCGAGGACGAAAUGUCCGCUUGCACCGACACCGCUCUACUGGACCGCAGCAUCGAACUCAUAGUCUCCGAUAGCGAUGACUCCACCAAAUGCGUCGACGAUUUGGAACACGCGAACGAAGGCAACGAGGACACAGCCACGCUUAACGCCGAAGGUGACUUGUCAGAUGAUAAUUCUGUGUCGAAAGACAAUAGCGGGGAGGUGGCCGAAACGAAAACCUCCCACGCGGAUGACAGCACCAAAGUCCACGACGAAAGCGUGACCAUAGACGACAUAUCGCUAAACGUGUCAGAGGUCGUCGACUCCGGUCGCUUUACGGAAGACGCGAGCUCGUCACACUUGGAAACGGUGCCGAUUUUAGCUUACGAGGACGCUUUGCUCUCGCACUCCUUCGACGCAAUUACAGUAGACACUGCUAUGACAACGUAUGAGAUAUCGGAUGACAGCUUCAGCAAACGUUCGGCACCAGAGGCAAGACUGUAUGAGUACAUCGACAGCGAUUCUGAUAGCUCGGAGGACACGGCCGUAUGCGACGCCGACGCAGCGAUACAACACUUGACAUCCUUCCACGACACCAUGACACCCGACGAACAUACCUUGUGUGACAGUUCCGACUUGCAGUAUGACUCUUUUAUAGAUAUGGGCAAAUUCUGAACAUUUAAUUGUUCAUUUUAAUCUUUACGCAAUAAUCUAUUAUAUUAUGCUUCUAUGUUUAACAUGUAUACGUAACUUUAUGAAUGUUUCCGCAAAUUGUGUGAUAUUCGGUUAAAUGAUUAGGUGUGUUAUGUUUCCGACCGUUUGAAGCGGAUUCCUUAUAUUUUGGGGCUUGAUUGUUUCGGUUCCGUGCCAGCUAUCCCGACACCUGUAUUCUUUCUUAACACGGCUUAUUCACAGAGGGGGCUUGGUGGUAUGCGGCUCUCGUAACCAUGUCAUGUCCCUUUGUGACCUGAUAUCCUUGUUAGCGAAAUUUCUAAAACUUUUUGUAAAUAAUGAGAUAGUUACGCUAUUUUCUAUAGACAAUAGAACUUUAGUAUGCGUUGGCAUGAACUAUGACAUGGUUACAGAAAUCCCAGGGUUGUAAGACUAGGCGAUAGCUCAAUUCUUUAUGAUGUAUUAUAUUUUUUAUAGAGUUAUUUUUUAUUUAUUAAUAAUUUGUUACUAAAGAUAUGUGAUGCAGCUUGAUGCUGUUAAUUAUGUUAAAUACUUAAAAAUAGAAAUAUUUUGAUCAUUGUGUAAUAAUGUACUAAUAUUAAGCAAUUGUUGUCAAUAUACUAAAUAGUAUUUAAACUUUUGAAAUAUUGUUGUUAUAGAGGUAGAAGAACGAAGCUUUUAUUGUGACUUGACGCAUUACAAUUAUUAGCCUUGAGUACAAGUUAAAAGUGAUUAAUAACGUUUUAAGCUUUAGGUAAUUGUGGUACUGCACGUCUCGUUAGUCACAGUCAAUUAAUUGAGCACCAGAACUUGGAUAAUGCAUUUCUAAUUAAGAAAUGAAGUAAAAUAUAAUACAUAGUUAAAUUUUGAAAAAUGAAAUCAGUAAAUAUGUACUUUCUAGUGACUGUAAAGCCAGUGUCAUGAUGACGAAUGUUUAUGAUCUUUAUUUACUAAUUAUUUGUUACGUUUAUACAUAUGAUGUUUUAGUAUAACAUUCCAUUUUACAUUCAUUCGCCAAAUUCGACUAAAGAUACAUGUCACUAGCAACGAUAUUAAAUUAGACAUAUUAUUCUGACGAAAAGUCUUGAAAUAGACAAGUAGUGCUUGCGUGUUAAAUACUAAAAUAUAAUAUUUUGUCU
This is a messenger RNA of Ostrinia furnacalis (Asian corn borer), 2813 nucleotides long. RefSeq names its product vesicle-fusing ATPase 1-like. NCBI's taxonomy places the organism in Eukaryota, Metazoa, Arthropoda, Insecta, Lepidoptera, Crambidae. Gene Ontology annotation, biological process: intra-Golgi vesicle-mediated transport; SNARE complex disassembly; Golgi to plasma membrane protein transport. Gene Ontology annotation, cellular component: Golgi stack. The record is from RefSeq and is a predicted model, not a curated record. The annotation marks the transcript as partial. The transcript is spliced from 5 exons. Gene Ontology annotation, molecular function: ATP binding; ATP hydrolysis activity.